UGGAAAUCUAGCCGCGAUAUACUUCGUCUUCGACGCCGUCGUCGUCCUCGAUGUCCACCGUCCUGACUUCGUUGCCCACGAUGGGAUUGCCAUCGUCGGUGCAAACAAAUUCUGGUGACCCGGUCCGUGCUUCUGUUGGCAAUCUACUCUCAAGGGCGUACUCGCUGCCCUGCUCGACUGCGGCACAGGCUUUCAUUCAGCUUGUGCAGCCAACUUCACGAUUUCAGCUGGCUCUCGACGUGUUGUUACCUCUCCUAGACCCAAACACUUCGUCGGAGCUUGCUCAGCGGAUCUUGGUCUCUUACAUCUUGUAUUCUCUAUAUGCGCCUCAUCCUAUCUCCAUUAAUCCGUUCAAAUCGGUGCUCUUUGUCACUUUUGUCUAUGAACGAGAGAAGGCCGUCGCUGCUGCCAGCCGGGGCGACGUCUCAGUCAAUGAGCAACUGGUCUGGGUGCUAUGGAAGAUUCUCAGAGGUGACGGAAACGAUAUUGGUCCUUAUUCUCCAAGCACGCUAGCGCGAUCGCCUUUGCCGCCCAAACUUAGAGCUACUAACUUACUUCUCGACGAUGAUAUGUACAAUAGCGAAUCCGAAAUAGACGAUUAUACCCCCAAAUCACAACGUAUUACCACGACUACGACAAAUACGACAGUGAUCACUGCCGAAGAGGAUGCUGCCAAUGAGGGCAUAGCACACGCGAUGAAGCUUCUGCUCGAUGCCCGGGAACGAGUUUUGACUUUGUCUGAGCAACGGGCUGUGACUCCAUCCAUACAUGCACUAACUUCUUCACAAAUGAUCACUCCCCUGGACCUUGCACCUAUUAUUACUAAUAAUCCUAACCUUGCGCACCCUCUCUUCGUCGCCCUCCUUUCAACCGGACCUUCGGAGAGUAAUCUACCUUCGCCUUUCCUUGACAUCUUGUCCUCUCUCCCUCCUACCCUUCCGUCGUUUGACUUGAUGGGUCGUCUUCUACGUGAACCCACCAUGUCCGCCAACGGUUCCAUUACCAUUGCUGACCUUGUCCGCACCGAAGCACUUGGCAGGUUUGUGCACGAGUGCAUCAAUUGGCUCGACCAGGCGGAGCUGCAGGAGAAAGAGGGGCUCGUCAGUGAUGACCGCUUCGCCAAGGGUGUUCAGCAUCUUUGCCGAUUCUACACAUCUUUGAUCAAGCUCUCGCUGGUCGACGCCGCACUGGAUGCCGAUACUGCCGAAAUGGCGCACUUUAGCUUACGCCACUCACGAUUCGAAGAAGCCAACCAUCUUUACCGGGUUUUGGCUACCGGAAUGCUGUGAACUGUAUUUCUGUCGUCUCUUUACUCUAUGGCUAUGGUUUAUGCUUAUGUUUUAUGCCUCUGGACUAGCGUCGCCUCAUACUGUACUUUAUCAGAUAUAGGGAAGAUUAUAUUUCAACUCACCACGCACUCAUGUACUCAUGUACUCAUGUACUCACUGAACGUCAAUUACAUGUCAAUGUUAUUAACAUAAUGGAAUUUGUAUACGAGGCAGAGCCGUGAGUCUUCCUCUUCUGAUGCACAUAUAAAGUAACUACAUCCUACUUAAGCUUUGUCAAUCCAUCCGACUUCCGGGCUGUCCAACUUUGACAAUGAGACAAACAUCGCCGUAUAGAUAACCGACAGAUGCCUCGUUCCCGUA
Molecule: messenger RNA, 1649 nt
Organism: Desarmillaria tabescens
Lineage: Eukaryota; Fungi; Basidiomycota; Agaricomycetes; Agaricales; Physalacriaceae
Exons: 6
Coding region: 51-1289 (412 amino acids)
Cellular component (GO): CCR4-NOT complex
Source: RefSeq, a predicted model, not a curated record